GCCCAAUCUACCUGGACGCAUGUUUCCAGAACAAUGUCCCAACGGAGCGCCGUUGUGAUGCAGCAUAUACCCGGAUAUUGCGGCCCAGGAUCCGAAAUCCUGGCCUUGAAGGCUUGGUGCAUGUGUUGCUUAUAUUUUAUAUCUGGUCCAUGUCUCGUCGGUUUUCUCCAUCAGCAGCUCCUAGAGCUUGUCGACCGUGGCAAUGUCUGACUUCAAGGAGAACACAGCUACAAACAUCAACACAACGAUGUCAGAUCAUGGUGAUCCCAAGGCUGUGGCCGAGGUGAAAAUCAUCUCUGGCUCCGAGGCCAUCGCAGAGGCCAGGCUCAAGGAGCCUCCCAAAUGGUUUACAAAGUCCUCCGUGCUACUCUAUCUCUGCGCUUUUGUUGGCUUCUUCUGCUCUACAUGCAACGGCUUCGACGGGUCCAUGUUCAACGCCCUUCUCAUCAACGACACGUUCAAGAAGUACUACAAUGUCCAGAGUGAUGGCGCCUGGGCCGGCAUCAUCACCUCCAUGUACCAGAUCGGUGGCGUCGUCGCUCUUCCGUUCAUUGGACCUGCUUGUGACACUUGGGGUCGUAGAUAUGGAAUGAUGAUUGGAGGUGCGCUUGGUGUUGUUGGUGUUAUCAUUCAGUCUACUGCCCCAGCACACAACCCGAAAGGCCAAUUCAUGGGUGGUCGCUUCUUGCUUGGAUUUGCUGUUCCGAUCAUGACUACUGCCGGACCACUUCACGUCAUCGAGACUGCCCAUCCUGCUCAUCGCGGAAUUAUCACGGGUCUAUACAACACUUUCUGGUUUGUCGGGAGUAUCCUAGCAGCCGGUGUUGCCCGCGGCACGACCAACCUACCAGGCAACCAAACCUGGAAGGUUCCUGUGUGGCUCCAAAUGCUCUUCCCAGCCCUUAUCCUCCUCCUGGCUUGGUUCUUGCCUGAGUCCCCCCGUUGGCUCUACACGAGAGGCAAACACACAGAGGCUAAGAGGAAUCUCGCCAGGUUCCAUGGCAACGGUAAUGAGGAUAGCAUCUGGGUGACUAUGCAGCUUCGAGAGUACGAGCAGUACCUCAACAUGGACGGUGGUGACAAGCGCUGGUGGGACUACGGUGCGCUGUUCAAGUCCCGCCCUGCUCGCUACCGUCUUGCUUGUAACUGUUGUGUUGCCAUCUUUGGUCAGUGGGCGGGUAACGGUGCAGUUGAUUACUUCAUCGAUGCGGUACUCAAGUCGGCGGGUGUCACAGACCAGCUCCAGAAGAUGAACAUUAACCUCGGCAAGUCCUGCAUGCAGUUCACCUUUGCUGUCAUCGGUGCGUUCUUCGUCGAUAAACUCGGUCGCCGACCCAUGUUGAUUGGAACUUUCUCCGCCGUCUCAUUCAUCUGGAUAGCCGCCAUCGCCGCCGUUGCUAUCAACGACAAGCAGCACACCGACUCCUCUAGCAAAGCUUUCGUUGCUUUCGUCUUCCUCUUCAACGCCGUCUUUGCCUUUGGUAUCACGCCGCUCCAGGCUUUAUACCCCGUGGAGGUUCUCUCGUUCGAGAUGCGUGCCAAGGGAAUGGCUUUCUCCAACUUGUCGCUCACCGCCGCCAUGUUGAUUAACCAGUUCGCUUACCCCAUUGCUCUCGGCACGAUUAAGUGGAAGCUGUACAUCGUCUUUGCUUGCUGGUGUCCAGUUCAGGCCUUCGUUGUCUGGCUCUUCAUCCCAGAAACGAAAAACAGGACGCUUGAAGAGAUCGACGACAUCUUCAACUCGCCGAAUCCCCGCAAUGCUUCGCUCAUCAAGAAGAAGAUCGCCGCCGAUUCUCAUGGUAACGUUGUUGAGGUUGAGAAGAUCUAAGCGACCCCCUGUGUGAAUUAUCAGUUGGAAUGAUAGCAGCAGUUGUUUCCCUGACAGGAGUCUUGGUAGUGACACGAGAUCUGAACUAUAGACUGGAAUAAAUGAAGGUUAUCAGGUACAGCUGUAGUAACCUGGUAAUUCUUAAUAGCACAACGUUGGGCAGAUCGUGUGACUGGUCAGAUACUCGUGCGCGAAUAUACACUCCCAUUCCGGCAUCGCCUACUCGU
Molecule: messenger RNA, 2055 nt
Organism: Cucurbitaria berberidis CBS 394.84
Lineage: Eukaryota; Fungi; Ascomycota; Dothideomycetes; Pleosporales; Cucurbitariaceae
Product: lactose permease
Exons: 4
Coding region: 203-1828 (541 amino acids)
Biological process (GO): carbohydrate transport; transmembrane transport
Cellular component (GO): membrane
Molecular function (GO): carbohydrate:proton symporter activity
Source: RefSeq, a predicted model, not a curated record